UCUACUUUAUGUUCAAUCUAUUCCUAUUCCUGCCCUAUUCCUAUUGUCUAUGCUAUGGCAAAGUGGGAUGGUGAAAAGAAAACUAAAAGCGAAUGGUGAUAGAGAUCCGAUAAGCGGUUCAACUGUGAAUGGAAAUGGUUAUUUGGUUGGAGUAGUGAGGCGGUUAUUUAUUCUGUGACAAGUAUUACUUUGUUGAGAUUGUAUGUUAACACAAAUUAACCUUCCAUACAUUUGUUACACCUAAUAGUGGUUAUAACAUCAUGUCAGUGCUUAUUGCUUUAGUUGAUGGAAGUCUUCAAAUAUUAUGCAUGUUCUAAAUUUAAAAAUGAAUCAUUUGGAAUUAUGAGCAAUUUACAAUAAGGCAAAUACUUUAGUGGCCUAAUACUUUAUUUCUCAAUAUUUUGUGAUAAAAAUGGCUGGUAUGAGUAGUAUUGACCCAACAGAAAACUUGCAGAAACGACCAUCCAAAGGAAUUCUUAAAACCUCUUCAAGUUUUGAAGCUCCAGAUGCACCUCAAAAGAAAGGUAAAAUAUGUAAAAGCAAAGCAACAAAAUGGGAUGAAAUGAACAUUAUUGCCACUCUACAUCCUGCAGAUAAGGAUUAUGGCCAUAUGAAGGUUGAUGAGCCUAAGACACCAUUUGAGAAGUCUGUCCCAGAAGACGAUGAUACAGAUGGCAUCGAUGCACAGCAGCUAGCUGAUAAGAUCCGAUUGAGUUGUGCUCAGCCAAGGAAAUGUUCCAUCCCAGUUGAGUCAGAGAGUGAUGGUGAAGAGGACGAAACACCAGAACAAAGAGCUCAGAGAAAAGCGUUUGAAACAAAACGAAAAGCACACUACAACGAAUUUCUGGCAGCUAAAAUGGCAAGAAAGUACAUCCAAGAUGAAGAUGAAGAUGAAAAUGAGGAAGAGGAUAAUGGGAAUGACAGUGGCAACAUUGAUUCAAGAACACCCAAGUAGGGGCGGAUGGCAGGCAGGGUCCUAGUCUUUUAAAUCUUUUUCUUUUGCUUUUUUUUCAUAUCUUGAUGUAUGAACUCUAUUGAACCAGAUCACCUUUAAAGAUAAUGCUUGAGUGUUUGGCCAUCACGUCACCCAUUAAAGCUAAUUGAUAGGUGUAUAAUAAUGCAUUAGGGAUUUGUUCAUACAUUUUAAAAUACAAAAACUAAAGGAAUUAAAUUACAAGAGAUAACAAAUUUAUUUUUUUAUCCUUAAUAACAUUAAUAAAACCAAAUUAACUAGCUGAUGGAACUUUAAUUCGGAUUAGAGUAUUUUGUAGAGCUGAAAUUAGUUUGGAUUUUAAAUAAACUUACCAAAUUUUAUUGGUAUCAAAUAUAUUUCCUCAGGGUCUAUUUUCCUUAAUGAUACUUUGAAAUCACUCUAUAAAAUUCAAAUAAAAUCAUUGCUUAUUCUUUAAUGUUUAGUUAGAAAUACAUAAAUUAAAACUAGUUAAUUAGAUUUGAGCCGAAAUUAGAAUAUUCUAGAGAUUUUGCUUUUCUCUCCUGGUUUUUGCGCGUAUCAGUGUUAAAUUAAAUACACAUCUACACUUAUAAGUAUAAGUUUUAUAAUUCUUUUGAAUGGACAGGAUUUGAUAGGAAAUUUUCUACAAGGGCUAUUUUUUACCUCUGGCAGUACAGUAAAUCAAGAUAUGAGUAAUAUUAACAAAGAUAUAUUUGCAACACAAUGCACCAGUUUAUCCAUUAUUCACACACCUUUCACCACUAUGGUAUAGCUUUUCACACUGACCACAUGAAUAUCUUGAGGAAGACAUCUGAAGACAGCAUGCCUAUUUGUUUGUUUUGUAUAACUCAUCGUAGGCUUUGUAUUGUUUCACCAUUUUCUUCCGUGUUCAGGGGCCAUACAUUACUAAGUGAAAGUUUGUAGGCCGACCAGCUGUAUUGUAUCUAUCUUGUACACCAUCACACUCUCUAAACUCUCUUACAGUUAUCUGGAGGCUCUCUUCAAUUAUAGUGUCUCUUUAAACGAACCAAAUCUAGUUAAUAAAUCUAAAUAUGGCAAGAAACUAAUACUACUUAUAUUGGACCAAGAGGUUAUUGGAAAUUACAUCUAGCAGAUCUCCUUAUCCAUAUUUAAAACAUCACGUAGUUUAUGUAUGACCCCUCAUUGUUUUGUCUGACUGCAAGUUUAACCUACAAAACAUUUUUUUUUAUUUCAGAAUGUUGUAGCUGAGCAUGCUAAAAGUUUUAACAUUUUUGGCUUGUUUGGGGAAUGAGAGUGCAUGGGACAUUGAGGUGGGUAUGUAUCUGGAAUAUUUAACACCACAAUUCUUGUUUUACAAUUUCUGUUUGAAAAUUCUAUAAGUGCACUUAAUGGGAGAAUUUAUUGUCUUAGUGAUGUCUCUGUUUAAUUUUCUGUUUUCAUUGCUGUAAAUGAAGGAAUUUUUAUUGAUAACAAUCAUUGUGUGAACAAUACAAACUGAAGCCUUUCAAUAAUUGCUAUGUACUCUAUUUAAGUUUGAAAAUCUGAAACGUCGAAGAACAAAGAUUAAAAUAAAAUAACUUUUGGGGAAUAAAGAAUAAACAAAGUACAGUUGUAUGAAGAAAAAUUAAAACGUUGUACAGCAUACUACUUUUUUCAAGUGGAGAUUUUAGGUGUAAGGUUAAUUAAUAAAGACAGUUACAUUACUAGAAAGCAAUCAGAACAGAACAUUAGGCUAGUGAAAGUCAACCCGGCUUGAGUGUCACAAGGUUGAUGGGUGAGAAUUGAACAGUGAUGUAGCGUACAAUGUGAAAAAGGAUUGCAAUAGAAUAGGUUAUCAGGUUGUGUGUCCUCUGAAACCAGCAAUUUAAUUUAUUAGUUAGUUAAGUGUCCAGAGUCAAUAGCUUGUGGUGUUAUCAACCUAUUAGGUUUACCAAUUAAUUCCUUCACAGUUACUUAAUUACAUAAAAAGAAUGUUGACCAAGAGUGAUUAGGAUUAGUUCACUUUUGAAUCACCUUCACAUGUGUUAUAUUCGCUUUAUCCCGUUUCGUGUUGCAGUUUACUAUCACAGUUGGGUUGUGCAACUCAGUCCAUUUCUAAUAAUCUUUCCAUUCUUUUGUUAUUUGUUUUUUAGACUCAAUAUCAUAUGGUCUUCUUUCAUGUAUGGAUUCUUUGUCAUUUCUUUAUUUUAUAUAUGCAGUUUUUAAUAUCUGCAUGCCAUUUGUGGCACAUUAUUUUAUUAUAUUGCUUAUGAUUAGUGUGUUUUAAAUGUGGAGUGGAUCAAAAAUUGUACUUAUGUCCUACUCAUUUUCUGUAUUCUUAACAGAUGAGGGCAAUUAACAUUAACAGAAAUUCUUCAUUACAUUUCCAGACUCAAAUUAUAUUACUUUUUGUGGUAUUUUAUGGCAAUUAAAAUAUUGAUUUAAUCCUGUAAUACAGUUUUCUUUAAUUAAUUAAUCAUUUAUUACAUUUUUCUCAGAACAAAAUCUUUUUGACAUGUCAAAUAAAUAAUAUCCUAUGCAUUUUGCCACUUAAUCAAUGUUUGAUAACUUAUCUGAAAAUGUAGAAGAUUUUAUCCUUAAAAUGAUUUCUUCUUUUCACAAAACAUGUAUAAAGAUAACUAGUGUGACCUACAUCCUCAGUGUUCAAUGUUUUUGUUUUUGUUUCCUUACCUACCUUAACUUUAACUGAAUGUUUUGUAUUUUGUAGGUAUUCUACCUGAAAUACAGAGCAAAUACCAGUUCUCAGUUAUAUUUUUGUUAGUAGUACUUUUAACAAAUAAUAUUGGAAAAUAUCCACCACAAAUUCUUGGCCUAUGUUAACAAGGUUAUUGGUAGAAUGACUAUUGAUUAUACCUAUUAAAAUGUCUUCAACAGAGAUUAUGAUAGUGGUAUCAUUGUGUCAGUUUUUACUUCUACAGUAUACACUGCUAUAAGGUGCUGUCCAAGGUUUACAAAAAUAGCUCUUGUAAUAUUAACAAAUUAAAUAUAAUUUUGGAACAGUCAAUGUAAAAAUUGAAAGCCGAUUGUAAAGUUUGAGUAUUAUUAAAAAAGUCCAUGUGCAAACAAAUAAUCUACCAAAAAUAAAAUUUUAAUAAACAAAUUAUUAAUUGUUUAUUAUUUUAAUUGAGGUUUUGUAAAAAUUUGUUUAACAAUAAUUACUUAAAUUUUAUGCAUACAUUUUUAUUACAGUUAAAUUAAGAAGAUUUAAAUCACUAGUAUUUCUAAAGUUGGUCACAAUAGUUUAUUAUGUUCAUUUAAAUCAAAAUUAUUGUUUCAACACAAAUUGAUCCUCAGAUAAAAUUGGAGUAAAUUUUUAAAUAUGCAUACAUAUAUGUUCCAAGAAGUACCGAUUUUGCUCAUUUUGUUUGUAAUAAAUAACAUUAUAUUCUUCGCUAAGUUUAAUAAAAUUUGCUUUAAUAAAAAGAUAAAUGCUUAUGGAGACAUAACAUAAGCUACAAUCUGCUCAAUAGCAUAUUAAAAGAAAAUCUAUGAAACACAUGUUUCAGUCAAAGAAAUAACAAUUCAGUAAAAUACUUUUUGCAUGACCAAAUCAUUGCAAAAUAAAAUGAUUUCCCAAUAGGCAAAUUUAUAUAAUUUCCCAACUUUUACUUGUGUUUCACACUGCCUGACAAUAUCAUACACAUUUAGACACAAUGCUAUUGCACUCUUAGCUAACAUAACAGCCAAUAAACACAUGAAUAAAUAGGUUGACAUUACAAUAGUAAAAUAAACUACAUUCAGGUACUUUUUUUAACAAUCUGUGAUCAGUCUUGACUGAAUAUUGGCCUCUUAAUUUACCAACAAUUGCCUAACAUGCUGACCUCAGCAAUUUCUUAAAGGUGGAGGAUGAAACCUUACUUUACCAUUUUGUUGUAAUAUCUAUUUAUUUAUGUUGUAUAUAGCUGUACUAUAGAUUGUAAACCAUAGAUAUUAUUUUAAUGCACUAGUUAUUAAGAGCACAGAAUUUAUUUUGAAAUUUAAGGAUCUAUUGUCUCUCUAUAAUUUAUCUUUGAAUAUUUUUGUGAUCUACUUUAAUAUCUGUAAAAUUACAUACUAUAAAAGCCAUUAAAAUAUUUUGUAACUAAUUUAUUUGAACGUUGUAAAUAUUAAUAAAUAAAAGAUCAAAUCUUGUGUACUUUCA
Messenger RNA from Homalodisca vitripennis (glassy-winged sharpshooter), 5075 nucleotides. Its product is annotated as protein phosphatase inhibitor 2-like. Gene Ontology annotation, biological process: regulation of signal transduction. Lineage: Eukaryota; Metazoa; Arthropoda; Insecta; Hemiptera; Cicadellidae. The transcript has 4 exons. The record is from RefSeq and is a predicted model, not a curated record. Gene Ontology annotation, molecular function: protein phosphatase inhibitor activity. Bases 413 to 955 code for a protein of 180 amino acids.